Molecule: messenger RNA, 992 nt
Organism: Lathyrus oleraceus (garden pea)
Lineage: Eukaryota; Viridiplantae; Streptophyta; Magnoliopsida; Fabales; Fabaceae
Product: BAG family molecular chaperone regulator 5, mitochondrial
Exons: 2
Coding region: 294-878 (194 amino acids)
Biological process (GO): protein folding
Cellular component (GO): plasmodesma
Molecular function (GO): protein-folding chaperone binding
Source: RefSeq, a predicted model, not a curated record
UACUUGUAAUUUUGUUUUGUAAGACAACUUACAAUUAACCGGUGGUCCUAAUUUUAGGCUGAAAAGUUAAAGUGACACUAUUUUAAUUUCUUUUGUUGUUGUUAAAAAUGAAUUGUAUCAUCUCACCCCACAAGAACAAAACCUUACCGCCAACCCCAUUCAAGUAAAAAUCCCAAAACCACAAAACAAAAGUCCUUUCCUAUUUUCCACCAAACUCCACUAUCUCAAAACUGAGUUUUCAGCUGCCAUUCUCUGCAAUCUCUGACUCCAAAAUCAUCCCUUUUCCCCAUGAAAUGAAAUCCUCUUCCAAUUCCAACCCCAACUUCUUCUACCACAAUGACCAUACUACCCCUCCCCAAAACCCAAAUUCCACUCAACUCCCUCCCCAAUCCCAAUCCAACGCCGCCCUCACCAUCCAAUCCACCUACCGAUCCCACCGCAUCCGCACCCUCUAUCGCAAAAUCUCCACCGUCGACUCUGAAGCCGACCACCUCCAACGCCUAAUCCAGCUUCAAGACACGGUAGACUUAAUCCGCAACAACCACUUGGAAAAACUAAAAAUGAACGAAGCACUCAUGAAUCUACUUCUCAAGCUCGAUUCCGUUCCCGGAAUCGAUCCAGCCGUGAGAGAAGCCAGGAGAAAAGUCACCCGUCGGAUCGUGGGUUUACAAGAGAUACUCGACUCUGUUUCGGAAGCAAAAGUUGAUGAAUGCGAUUGGUGGUCGUUGAACAAUUGGGAUCAAGUUAUUGAACAAAUGGAAGAAAGUAUUUGUAGAGAGAAAGGUGGUGAUGAUAUGGAGAAGUUUUGUGCUCAAAAUCUUGGAUUUCGGUGCUUACAAAGAGAUUUGGGUAGCAAGUAUUGCAGUUACAUUUGUUGAUACAUGCGUACUUUAAUCCGCCAUCCCAUAAGCAACGAGCCAUGCAGUGAAGGAUUGGUGUGCAUGAUGGACAACUUGUUUUCAUCUGGUAAAAAAUGCAGUCUUUGCAUCCUC